AUGUUGCCAGCCGGUGUUAUUUUGGUGUUUGUCCUAGUUUUCUUGGCCUUCGUUCUCGUUGUUUCAACUGUUAUCUUCAAGAGAGUGCAGGCCAAGAAGAAGGGUUUGCAGAAGUUUUAA
Molecule: messenger RNA, 120 nt
Organism: Lachancea nothofagi CBS 11611
Lineage: Eukaryota; Fungi; Ascomycota; Saccharomycetes; Saccharomycetales; Saccharomycetaceae
Source: the annotation of a GenBank genome assembly